AUGACACAAAGUGCACCAUUUUUGGUCGGUGCAGUCCUUGGGAUGAUCCUGUAUUUCCUACUAUUCCCCAAACCGGUCAUAUUCUUCAUCAGAUACGAAUCCAGCUCUGCUCCUAAAGAAAAUGGUGUUCAAGAAUUACUGGAUGAAUUCUACAGAGAACAUAAACUGGACGUUCAGCGUCUAGAAAAUGAAAUUGAUUCUAAAACUGACGACCAAAAGGAUCUGAAAGAUAAUGAUACCAUUGGAGGAAACUUUGAGGAGACUGUAAGGAUUCACUGUGUUGUUUUCAUCAACGAACAUUACGGACUCCGGCUUGCAACCGCUGUAGCGAAUACGUGGGCCAAACGAUGCUCCUCUUUAGCCUUUGUAGGAAGAGCUCUAAAUCAGACUACCCCUUAUACCAUUAUAGAUUCUAACCAUUCCUUUUAUACUACAGACUACGAUGCAAAACAAGUGCUAAGUGAAGCAAUAUCUUACGUCAAAGAUAAAUAUUUUGUCACACAGGGCUGGUUUCUAUUUUCCACAGACACAAAUUUUGUUUAUUUGGAAAAAUUGCGCUUUCAUCUCUCAAAAUUGACUUCUUUACCACGUCCAUAUGCUGGUAGGAUAUCCAGAUUAGCCAACGGGGUCCAAAGUGGAGGGAUAUUGUUUAGCAAGGAAUCGCUUAGAGCUCUGAAGCUAAGCUCUAUUACACCGUGUACAGGGAAAGAUACCUAUGAGUUAACGAAAGGUCUGUGUGUGUCAAUCAAUGGACUGAUUGACGUGACCCCUGUUGAACUACAAGUAGAGUCCCUUAUGAAUGUACUACAAGACAUACUCUCUAAUAUGGCAAUCAUCGACUUCCCACAGAAAACCAGUAACUCUACUAGAAAAUCAGACACCAAAUAAGUCAGUGAUUUACCAGUAGUAUGAAAUAGAUAAUUGUACGAUUUUUCUCUCAGUUUCUACUUUUAUUACGCAGUUAUUCUAAAUCAUAUCAAAUUUUUAUUGGUUGAAAAAAUAAAGAAGGCUAACAUAUUAACUAUGUCAUUGUUUUAUUUUUGAAUUAAGACCAAAUCUUAUAUCCUAUUCGUACCACAAACUCAUUUUCCCUUUUCUAUGAAAAAUACACACACACACACAAAAUCAAAUGAAAUAAGUGAAAGCCGAUAUCGAUCCAUUUUGUGAAAUUGUAUUUUACAGAUUAUCGGUUGAUCAAAUAAUACAUUGGUGUGCCGAGCCGCCUUAAUGGAUCCUUAUCUGGUGAAUAAUAGUUGAAAUAUGUUGCAACUUAAACAGCUAAAUCAUCUUAACAUACAUGUAACUCCAAGUUUUAAGAAUAAAAUACAUGAAGAGCACAAAGCUGUCAUGAUUUCAUAUCGUUUAGUUCCAA
This is a messenger RNA of Magallana angulata, 1372 nucleotides long. RefSeq lists its product as uncharacterized. Gene Ontology annotation, molecular function: N-acetylgalactosaminide beta-1,3-galactosyltransferase activity. The transcript has 2 exons. Lineage: Eukaryota; Metazoa; Mollusca; Bivalvia; Ostreida; Ostreidae. The coding region runs from base 1 to 888 and encodes 295 amino acids. The record is from RefSeq and is a predicted model, not a curated record.